Exophiala spinifera is the source of this 3111-nucleotide messenger RNA. RefSeq lists its product as uncharacterized. The coding region runs from base 1 to 3111 and encodes 1036 amino acids. Gene Ontology annotation, biological process: protein processing. Gene Ontology annotation, molecular function: metal ion binding. NCBI's taxonomy places the organism in Eukaryota, Fungi, Ascomycota, Eurotiomycetes, Chaetothyriales, Herpotrichiellaceae. The record is from RefSeq and is a predicted model, not a curated record. The transcript has a single exon. Gene Ontology annotation, cellular component: mitochondrial matrix.
AUGCUCAGGCAUGGUGCGGUUCGCCAUGGCCUACAGCGUUGCGCCCGACGACCUGCGCCCAAGACAAGAAUAUCUCGGAAUAGACCAGUUACCAGCAAAGGGUACGCUUCGAUAACGGACUUAUCGGCAUAUCCGAAACCGGGAGAAAGUAUAGAAGGAUUCACCUUGAAAGAGAUCAAGCACGUUCCCGAGUUACACUUGACGGCGCUGCGAUUAGAACAUGACAAAACAAAAGCAGAAUAUCUGCAUGUGGCUAGAGAUGACAAGAACAAUGUCUUUGCCAUCAAUUUCAAGACGAACCCUACAGAUAGAACAGGGUUGCCUCAUAUCCUGGAGCAUGUCACACUGUGUGGAAGUCAGAAAUACCCAGUUCGAGACCCGUUUUUCAAGAUGAUGCCCCGAUCUCUAGCCAAUUUCAUGAACGCUUUCACCUCCUCCGACUAUACAUCCUAUCCUUUCGCAACUACAAAUACGAAAGACUACCAGAAUCUGUCUUCAGUCUACCUCGAUGCAACAUUACAUCCACUUCUCAAGCGGACAGAUUUUCUCCAAGAAGGAUGGAGACUCGGGCCAGAAGAUCCUCGAGCACCGGCCACAGAGGAGAACGUGGUCUUCAAAGGUGUCGUCUAUAAUGAGAUGAAGGGUCAGAUGUCGGAUGCGAGCUAUCUGUUCUACAUCAGAUUCAGAGAACACCUUUUCCCGUCUUUGUACAACUCUGGUGGCGAUCCGGAGGUAAUGACUAAUCUCACCUACGAACAGCUUGUUGACUUCUCCCGACAACAUUACCAUCCAAGCAAUGCGAAGAUUUUUUCCUAUGGCAGCCUUAGCCUUGCUGAGCAUCUUCAGCAAGUUAACGAAACGAUAUCUAAAUUCGACCAGUCGUCCCCGGACUCUGACAUCAAGUUACCGAUUGAUCUUUCUAAUGGUCCUCUUGCCUUCGAAGUGCCUGGACCCCUUGAUACAAUGCAACCAACAGACCGACAGUACAAGUCUUCAAUGACCUGGCUUGGUUGUGAAGCCUCAGAUAUUGUGGAAACUUUCUCUCUCAGCAUCAUGAUGUCGCUUCUGAUGAAUGGAUACGGUUCGCCGCUCUACCAGGGGUUGAUCGAGUCGGGUCUCGGUACUAACUUCAGCCCCAACUCCGGGUACGAUAGUUCGACCAAAAUCGGCACGUUCUCUAUCGGUCUCGAUGGGAUGAAGGCAGAGGACACUGCUGGCUUGAAGGACACAAUUCAGAGUGUCCUCAAAGACAAAGCGCAUGAAGCAUUCCUGCCUCAUAAAAUCGAAGGCUAUAUGCACCAGCUAGAGCUCAGUCUCAAACAUAAAACAGCUAACUUUGGAAUGGGCCUUUUAGAGAAGACUCUGGCUGGUUGGUUUAAUGGUGUCAAUCCGAUGGACGGCCUCGCUUGGAAUGAAAUCAUUGACGCCUUCAAGAUACGAUUGCGGGACGAAAAGUACCUCGAAAACCUUGUACAGAAGUAUUUAUUGAAUGACGAGUGCUUGCAAUUCACAAUGGUACCAUCCGAGAGCUAUGGGGAGACUCUGGAGAUUCAGGAGGAGGGACGGAGAAAAUCUGUCCUGGAAGAAGUCAAAAAGAAUGCGAUUUCAUCAGAGGCAGCCAUUGCCGAACUGGGCAAACAGGAGUUACAGCUGCUCGAGGAGCAAGAGUCUGCUCAAUCCGAGAAUCUAGAGUCGUUGCCAACGCUCCGUGUGAAUGACAUUGCACGAGAGAAGGAGAAGAAGCCACGCUACCAAUCAACGAUUGGUGAUGUCAAAUGUCUUUGGCGUGAAACAUCUACAAACGGUAUUACCUAUUUCCAGGCAAAACAUGUUUUGAAGGAUCUUCCCGAAGAUCUGAGAUUGCUGAUGCCGUUGUUCACCGAGUCCUUGAUGCGAUUGGGCACCAAGAACAAGUCUGUUGGGGAUCUUGAAGCUGAGAUCCUGCUGAAGACCGGCGGUAUCUCCAUUUCUCCUUUCACGGCUCCGGAGCCGUGGAGCUUGGACAAAUACAACGAAGGGUUACUCUUGAGUGGUCAUGCGCUUGACAGAAAUGUCCCAGCUAUGUUCGAGCUGAUUCGCACAUUGCUAUUGGAGAUCGAUUUCACGAACCCUAAAUCCUCUGCUGCUAUACAGGAACUUCUAGAAUCAAAGACAUCCGGCGCCUUGGACGCCGUUGCAGAGAGUGGUCACCACUUUGCUAUAACCAGUGCAGCUGCCGCUCUGACCAGUCGAGGCACUGUUCAAGAUCAAUUGUCGGGGUUGGCCCAAAUAGAAGCCACAGCUCGAACGUUGAAUGCGGCACGGAAGGACCCCGGAAGUCUUCAGGAGGUCAUUGAGAAACUGCAAAGGAUCCAGUUAUUCGCCAUUCGUAACUCUCCAGAUCUAUCAAUGCGUCUGGUAUGCGAACCUGAGUCGGUUUCGGCCAAUCGCUCCGUGACUGAAGCCUUCCUUACGCAACUCCCAGCGGGUCCAGCAAGUAUUGCAAGUUCUAGCUCGCGCUCUGUUGUGCCAGGAUCUUCACUGUCAAGAAGAGCAUUUUUCAACCUCCCUUUCCAGGUAUCAUAUACUGGCACCUGCCUGCAAACAGCGCCAUAUUCCUCCCCCGACAAAGCUCCUCUAACCAUUCUCGGCCAGCUUCUAGUUCAUAAUUUCUUGCAUCCUGAAGUGAGAGAGAAAGGCGGUGCUUAUGGUGCUUGGGCAAGCGCAAGUCCGGUCAGCGGUCUUUUCACCAUGUCUUCAUACCGGGAUCCAAAUCCCCGGAAUUCUCUCCAGGUCUUCAGUCGUGCUGGAGAGUAUGCUCGAGACAAGGAGUGGAGUAGUCGGGAAUUGGAAGAGAGCAAACUCAGCAUUUUUCAGGGCAUUGAUGCUCCCAGCAGUGUCAGCAGCGAGGCGAGUAAAGAAUUCAUGUACGGCAUAACAGAAGACAUGGACCAAAAAUCACGGGAGAACUUGCUUGAUGUUACCAAAGAAGAUGUUCAGCGAGUCGCACAGAAGUACCUUGUUGAGCCAUCUCCUGAGCUAAGAUCUACCUGUAUUCUCGGGGAAAAGAAGGACUGGAUCGGACAAGACCCGGAACAAUGGCAGGAGAAGAGCCUGCAGAUGACUGCUUAG